Messenger RNA from Patella vulgata (common limpet), 2092 nucleotides. RefSeq names its product cullin-3-like. The transcript has 13 exons. Lineage: Eukaryota; Metazoa; Mollusca; Gastropoda; Patellidae. Gene Ontology annotation, biological process: protein ubiquitination; ubiquitin-dependent protein catabolic process. The record is from RefSeq and is a predicted model, not a curated record. Gene Ontology annotation, molecular function: ubiquitin protein ligase binding. The coding region runs from base 209 to 2092 and encodes 627 amino acids. Gene Ontology annotation, cellular component: Cul3-RING ubiquitin ligase complex.
AAGAUUUCAUGGCGAUGAGUUCGUGUUAUUAAAAGUAAUAAUUUGAUAACAAAAGAUGCCAUAACAAAGCCCAAGGCAACAUUAAGAUUAAUUUAUCUUUUAAGUCAUUAGAAAGAUGGUUAAUCUUCCACUGUAGUGCAUUCGAUUAAAGCUGUGAAUUUAUAAUAAUAGAUAAUUAGCGCUGAAGUUGAAGUAAUCAAAAGCCAAAAUGUCGAGUGGAUUAGCGAGAUCGUCUCAAACUCGUAAGGAUACUAAAAUGCGUAUACGAGCAUUUCCUAUGACUAUGGAUGAAAAAUAUGUAAACAAUAUUUGGGCUCUAUUAAAAAAUGCUAUUCAAGAAAUCCAGAAGAAAAACAACAGUGGUUUGAGUUUUGAGGAGUUAUAUAGAAAUGCUUAUACCAUGGUUUUACAUAAACAUGGAGAAAAGCUGUACACAGGUCUUAGAGAGGUCGUUACUGAUCAUCUUAUUAAUAAGGUUCGAGAUGACGUACUUGCUGCUCUAAAUAAUAACUUUCUUCAAACAUUAAACAAUGCAUGGAACGAUCAUCAAACGUCAAUGGUGAUGAUCCGUGAUAUAUUAAUGUACAUGGAUCGUGUGUAUGUACAACAGAAUAGUGUAGACAAUGUAUAUAAUUUGGGUUUGAUCAUAUUCCGAGAUCAAGUAGUACGUAAUCCUAUCAUCCGAGAUCAUUUAAGGACUACUUUAUUAGAAAUGGUGGCAAAAGAAAGAAGAGGAGAAGUUGUAGAUAGGGGUGCUGUGAAGAAUGCCUGUCAAAUGUUAAUGGUAUUAGGUAUAGACUCUAGAAGUGUGUAUGAAGAAGAUUUUGAACGUCCUUUCUUAGAACAGUCAGCAGAAUUCUAUAGAAUGGAGAGUCAGAAGUUUUUAGGAGAGAAUUCUGCAUCUGUUUAUAUAAAGAAGGUUGAAGCUAGAAUAAACGAAGAAGCUGAGAGAGCCAGUCAUUAUUUAGAUAAAACUACAGAAGAACCCAUUGUUAAGGUUUUAGAAGAAGAAUUAAUAAGUAAACAUAUGAAGACAAUUGUUGAGAUGGAGAAUUCAGGAGUUGUACAUAUGUUGGAAAAUAACAAAACUGAUGAUUUAGCAUGUAUGUAUAAAUUAUUUGUUCGUGUAACGAAGGGGUUAAAGACGAUGUGUGAUUGUAUUAGUAAAUAUUUACGUGAACAAGGUAAAGCUUUAGUUAUAGAAGAAGGAGAAGAAGCUAAAAAUGCCAUCACAUAUAUUCAGAGUUUAUUGGAUUUAAAAGAUAGAUUUGGUCAUUUUCUACAUGAAUCUUUUAGUGAUGAUAAAUUAUUUAAACAGAUGAUAUCAGGGGACUUCGAGUAUUUUAUCAAUUUAAACGGCAAAUCACCUGAAUAUUUAUCAUUAUUUAUAGAUGAUAAACUUAAAAAAGGAGUUAAAGGGAUGACGGAACAAGAGAUAGAAAAUGUAUUAGAUAAAAGUAUGGUAUUAUUUCGAUAUCUACAAGAAAAAGAUGUCUUUGAACGUUACUAUAAACAUCAUUUAGCUAGAAGAUUACUAUUAAAUAAAAGUGUUUCCGAUGAUUCAGAGAAAAAUAUGAUCUCCAAACUGAAGACCGAGUGUGGUUGUCAGUUUACGUCAAAGUUAGAAGGAAUGUUUAAAGAUAUGACUGUAUCUAAUACUAUAAAUGAUGAAUUUAAAUCAUUUGUACAACAAGCACAGGUUAAUUUAAGUGGUGUCGAUUUAACAGUGAGAGUUUUAACAACUGGAUUCUGGCCAACUCAAUCUGCUACACCAAGAUGCUCCAUACCAACUGCUGCUCAGACAGCUUUUGAAGCUUUCCGAAGAUUUUAUUUGGCGAAACACAGCGGUCGUCAGCUGACUUUACAGCCUCAACUUGGUUCAGCCGAUCUUCAUGCUACCUUUUAUGGCCCUAAAAAAGAUGAUGGAGAAAGUAGCGGGGCCAGUGCCAAGAAUCCACGUAAACAUAUAUUACAAGUUUCUACUUAUCAGAUGUGUAUAUUGAUGUUAUUUAAUAAUAGUAGAGAAAAAUGGACAUAUGAGGUAAAUACAUUUCUACUUGUUUUUAAUUUAGAUGGAUUUAUUACCAGUUGA